AUGUCUGGCAAAGGCGAAGAUUUCAUAGUUGAAGCAGAAGAUGCGUGGCCUGGAAAAGGACCUGAUGAACGUUUGCUCGGCACCUAUCGGUACGAUGGAGACCCCGAACAUCCCUACCAUGUCAUCAUCUCGGUGCACCCCGACUUCUCCAGUAGUUCGCGUUUACGUUUUGAAUACCACGAGUCAAAAUUGAUUCGGAAAGCCAACAUGCUUCCAUGUAAAGGCGCCCCCUUCGUUUACCGCCGAACCGAUCUUGGUCAAAAGAAGCAAAAGUGGGACGGAAUCGGUUGGCCAGACGAGGUUUGCCAAGAGAAAUAUCGCCCAGACAUGAGAAUUGUCCGUUUCGAAAUCAAGGUCUUAGAUGACCCAGAGCACCCGACGAACAAGGACAAACAAUACGUGGAAACAACAAUAACUUGGAUGCCCCCCAAUUGCGCAAAAGGUUGGGCAAAUUCGCACGUGCUAACGAAGGUUGCGGAUCCAUGUAAAGUUGUUGAUGAGGCACUGAAGCAAGGCAGUGCAGAUACGAAAAGCUAG
Messenger RNA from Colletotrichum abscissum, 537 nucleotides. RefSeq lists its product as uncharacterized. NCBI's taxonomy places the organism in Eukaryota, Fungi, Ascomycota, Sordariomycetes, Glomerellales, Glomerellaceae. The transcript has a single exon. The coding region runs from base 1 to 537 and encodes 178 amino acids. The record is from RefSeq and is a predicted model, not a curated record.